Messenger RNA from Vigna radiata var. radiata (mung bean), 3115 nucleotides. Its product is annotated as nucleolin 1. The record is from RefSeq and is a predicted model, not a curated record. Gene Ontology annotation, molecular function: RNA binding. Bases 288 to 2192 code for a protein of 634 amino acids. Lineage: Eukaryota; Viridiplantae; Streptophyta; Magnoliopsida; Fabales; Fabaceae. The transcript is spliced from 20 exons.
AAGUGCAUCAUCAAAUUUCGAAACAUUAACGGUUGAUGUAGCAAAAGAUCGGAACAAUCAAAACCACUGCAUAUGUUCUUCCUUACUUCAAAAGUAAUUAGUGAAAAGAAAAAACUAAUAAAGUGCCAUCCAAAUUGCAAUAGAAAAAAAGCUGAAUCAGUGGAAAACAGUAAAGCACACACCAACACUUGCACAAAUUGAUUGAGUAGUUCCCAUCUAAGGCAAAAACCCUAGUGGUUUACCUAAUCCUUGAAAGUAAUCGCUUUUCUCUCUUAAUUGAAACCCAAAUGGAGGAUGAAUCUAAUCCCACCCUCCAUGUUGGGACUACUGCAUUUCCACUUCCCCAAAAAGGCAGGAGGGAAGACGGGGUUGAGCAAGAGAAUCAAGGAAGUCCAAAAAGGCAGAAGAGAGAUGAGGUUGCUGAGGAGCUCAAGAAUGAGUUUCAGGAGAAUAUCAAUAUCUAUGAAGGUGAUAACUCUGAAGAAAGAUAUGAAGAAACAGAAGAGAAAACGAUGGAAGUUUUGAUGGACACCACAUUAGAUGCUCAAGAAUGUGACUCAAAAAAUGUGGAAAAUGAUUCUUCUAGUGAUAGUUCAGAUGACAACAACCAUGAUGACGAUAACUCUGAUUUUAUUNACGAGCCACAUAUGACUACAAAUCCUGUGAAAAGUUCAGAGAACAGUGAGGAAGAAAUUGAGGAAAAUGCCUCUAAAACUCCGCAAGUAAAUCUUGAAAUGCUAACUACUUUGAAAGAACGAAGUGCUGGAUCAAAGACAAUUUAUACUAAGAACUUAUCAUAUAGUGUGGAACGUGCUGAUCUGGAAGAUCUUUUCAAAGAGUGUGGAGAAAUUGUUGAUGUUCGUCUACAUACGGAUGAUGAAGGGAGGUUUAGAGGCUUUGGUCAUGUUGAGUUUGCGACACAAGAAGCAGCGCUAAAAGCACUUAAGUUAAAUAAUACAGAAUUAUUGAGAUGUCGCAUCAGAGUUGGUGUAGCUCGAGAAAGGCAAAAAUAUACCCCCAACAGAAGUUUUCAUGUUAAUUAUUUUAGCAACAAAUAUCACGGUAGUGAAAGAAUUCAGCCGGUGAAAUGUUCAGAGAUUUCAGAAGAUUGUGAGCAAGAAACUGAGGAAAAAGACUCCAAAGCUGUUCAGACAAUUCCAAAAGAUCAAGCUACUUGGAAGGAACAAAAAGCUACUUCGAAGACAAUAUAUGCUAGAAAUUUGUCUUAUAGUGUGGAGAGGGAUGAUAUGGAAAUUCUUUUCAAAGAGUGUGGAGAAAUUGUUGAUAUUCGUCUACAAAGAGAUCAUAAAGGGAGGUCAAGAGGCUUUGGGCAUGUUCAGUUUGCAACUACAGAAGCUGCACAAAAGGCUCUUGGGUUGGAUAAUAAAAAAUGGUACGGACGAUGCAUCAGUGUUGGCAUAGCUCAAGAAAGGAGUGAAUAUGCCUCCAAUAGAAGUUUUAGCAACUGGAGCAAUUCAUUCAAUAAGCGCGAAAGAAUCGAUCCCAUCAAAAGGACAUGGAGUUUGGAGUCCCGUGAGGAAGAUAUUGAGGGAAAAGCCGUAAAAGAUCCUUGGAAAACUUCUAGAUUGUUGGCUACUCUGAAAGAAGAAAAUGCUUCAUCAAAGACAAUAUAUGUCAAAAACUUGUCAUUCAGAGUGGAAAAGGCUGAUUUGGAAAAUUUUUUCAAAGAAUGUGGAGAAAUCGUCGAAGUUAGGCUACACAGAGAUAAUGAGGGGAGGUUAAAAGGCUUUGGACAUAUUACGUUUGCAACAGCAGAAGCUGCACUAAAAGCUCUUGAGUUGGAUAAUACAGAGCUGUUGAGACGUUGCAUUGUAAUUCAAAUAGCUCGAGGAAAGGGUGAACGUACCUGGAAUAGAAGCAACUCAUUCCAAAAGCAUGAGAGAUUUCAGCCCAUGAAGGCUACAGAGCAUUUAGAGGACUGUAAGGAAGAAAUUGAGGAAAAAGCUCGUGAAAGUCCUCAUGAAAGUGCAAAAUGUGAUUCUGAAAUUGAGAAUACAACUUACACUCGCGGGGAAUGGCAAGAUCAAAUGCUGAUAGCUUGGCUUCAACCUUCAGUCUAUCUCUUUUACCUCAAUUUAUUGGCUGCAUGCACCUUUGGAAGCAUUUGUAGAAGAACCAUAAUUACUUUCAAGCUCACAGAAGCUAAAUCUCAUUUUUCCGAACUGAAUUAAGGAACAUGGAGAAAGUCGAAGUGGAAUUUGCGACAUACCUCUUGCACCGAAGAAUAAAUAUCUCAAGCAUGGGAUUAUAUAUUUGUGAGUAGUCUAGUAGGAAUUUGAUUAGAAUAUGCUUUGAAUAGCUUUGAUACCAUCUCAAUGAGUUUAUGCUUAACUCAACCUAACAAAACUGGUUUGUAAGAUAAAGUUUGCAGUCCACUUAUAUAUUAUAAUUUGGUCUAAUUUCUAAUUAAUGUGAGAUCUCUGACAGGAAGUAUGAGAUACUCAAUGGAGUAUUUAAGUGUUUAGUUCUCCCUCCUUAACAACUAGGUUUCAAGGGUGAGUUUCCUAAGUGCUUGUCAAUUGAUGUCAAUGUAUCAGAAAGGGACGGAGGGUUUUAGCCAAUGUAGAAGUUGAGUAAUGGAGAGUGAGCUAGUAUACCUCAGCUCUUACAGCCAAUGCUAUUAUAGGACUUGGGUAUUGUUCUUAUCGGACGCCGGGUAAGUACAUGUAUUAAAAGGUUAAAUUCCUAAAACACACAGUAGAAGACAACCACAAAAGUUAUCUUUCGUGCAUGCUUGUGUUGGUGUCGUAACUUAAGAUCCUCUUGUGUUUGCACGUUCUGUUUGGUCCAAUAACUGUUAUCUUUUGUUGUGAUAAUUUCUGUUUCAAUUUUCUAUUUUAUAUUAGAAAAGAGAAAGAAAUAUUUUAUUUCUUUUAUAUAUUUUAAAUGAUACAUAAUAUAUAGACAUUAGUGGAAAAUUUGUUGAAGAUUGUAUGCCUUGUUUCUUUUAUUUCAGACUUUAUUGUUUUGUUAUCUUUUUUAACUUUACAUUUAAUAUCAGAUUGUAUCAUCCCUUCAAUCAAGGGAUUCUACUAUUUUUCCUCGAGCAUUCAUCAUACCUUGUUAUCAUUACAAAAUUAAGAAUCAUAUCUUU